AUGUUUCAAUAUCACCGUCUCGGAGCUAUUCUCAACCCUCAAAUCCCAAAAUGUUACCUUCUUCACCGAACCCAUUCUCUCAAACCAUUCUCCACCACCACCACCACUUCAGAUUCAAAUCAGCAAUCUUUCACUGUUACAUACCUCACCAACACUUGCGGUUUAUCACCACAAAAAGCUCUUAUAGCAUCAAAACAAUUUCGUUUCAACACCCCCAAAAAACCCGAUUCAGUUAUCACCUUUUUCAAAACCCAAGGUUUCUCCAAUGAUCAGAUACAAUCCAUCAUUCACAAAGCACCAAUGCUCUUAACAUUCGACCCCAUCAAAACCAUUUUGCCAAAGUUUCAAUUUUUAUCCACCAAAGGUGCUUCUUCAUCUGACAUUGUUGAAACCGUCACCAGAGCCCCCAAUUUCCUCCGUGCAAGCCUUGACAAACAAUUAAUCCCGGCUUUUGAAUUGGUAAGAAGAUUCUGUCCCUCUGAUAAAAAAGCUCUUACUUCAAUAAUUGCUUGUCCUACUUCUAUUAGUGAUAUUCGUAUGAAACCAAAUAUUAAAGUUUUACUUGAUUUUGGGGCCACUCCUUCAAGCAUUUACCGUUUGCUUACUACCAGACCUUCUAUAAUUUGUUCUUCUGAUUUGAGGAAUGUUUUGGAGGAAAUUAAGGAAUUAGGGUUUCAUCCUUCAUCAUACAAGUUUUGUAUGGCAUUAUUGGCCAAAAAGGCUAUCACCAAAUCACAAUGGGAUGCUAAAGUUGAUGUCUUGAAGAGUUGGGGUUAUUCUGAAGAUGAAAUUUUUAAUGCUUUUAAAAAACAGCCUAACAUUAUGCUACGGUCUACGGACAAAUUGAAUGCGGUGAUGCAUUUUUGGAUCAAACAGCUUGGUUGGGAUCCUUUAUUGCUCCUGUCAGCUCCUGAUCUUUUUGGAUUUAGUAUAGAGAAAAGGUUUAUUCCGAGGGCUUCUGUUGUCCAGUAUCUUCUUUCAAAAGGUUUGAUGAAGAAGGAUGCCAGCUUAAUAUCACCAUUUUAUUUGACUGAUGAGGUGUUCCGGCAAAGGUAUAUGGAUCGUUUUGAGGAGGAUGCCUAUAGGCUAAUAAAGCUAUAUAAGGGGGAGGAUUCUAGCAUCCGUUGUCUAGAUAAGUUGUGA
This is a messenger RNA of Trifolium pratense (red clover), 1143 nucleotides long. RefSeq lists its product as uncharacterized. NCBI's taxonomy places the organism in Eukaryota, Viridiplantae, Streptophyta, Magnoliopsida, Fabales, Fabaceae. The coding region runs from base 1 to 1143 and encodes 380 amino acids. Gene Ontology annotation, molecular function: double-stranded DNA binding. The transcript has a single exon. The record is from RefSeq and is a predicted model, not a curated record. Gene Ontology annotation, biological process: chloroplast organization; regulation of DNA-templated transcription. Gene Ontology annotation, cellular component: chloroplast.